AUGUAUUCCUUUAGAGUUUUUAGACAAAGGGCAGCGCCGGUCUCAAAAAAUCUUUGCUUUAGAAAUUUUGCCACGAUCCCUACUCAAAAAUUAGCAUUUAGGAGUAUCAAUGUUUUCAAUAGCACCAAAUUAGAAUCUUACUACAAUCGUAGUGAAAGACGUUACAGCAUCUUGACUACACCUUCCGAAGCUAAGUUGUAUGAUUACAAAGAUGUAAAGGAUGUUGUUGAUCAUCCCGCAAAGCAUCCUGACUCCGUUUUAGUCGAUGUCAGAGAACCUGUUGAGUUCCAUGACGGACACAUUCCUGGUGCCCUUAAUAUUCCUUUUAAAUCGUCACCUGGUGCAUUAGACUUAUCUCCAGAAGAAUUUGAAGAUAAUUUUGGGUUUGAUAAGCCAUCCAAGGAAAAAGAAUUAAUCUUCUAUUGUUUAGGAGGUGUUAGAUCUACAGCCGCUGAAGAAUUAGCCAAAACUUUUGGAUAUAAGAACAGAGGUAACUAUGUCGGCUCCUACGAGGAUUGGGCUUCCAAAGAGAAUGCCAAGGGUGAAUCAAAGCCAGUAUCCUAA
This is a messenger RNA of Priceomyces carsonii, 564 nucleotides long. Its product is annotated as thiosulfate sulfurtransferase. The coding region runs from base 1 to 564 and encodes 187 amino acids. The record is from RefSeq and is a predicted model, not a curated record. The transcript has a single exon. Gene Ontology annotation, molecular function: thiosulfate-cyanide sulfurtransferase activity. Gene Ontology annotation, cellular component: mitochondrion. Lineage: Eukaryota; Fungi; Ascomycota; Pichiomycetes; Serinales; Debaryomycetaceae.